GCGAGGGGGUAUAGCGGUGUGUCGUGAGCGGACUAUAUGAGUUUUCCUUUGAAAAGGCAAUUUGUUGUUGGUGUGCCGGAUAAUAUUACUUGUGGCGGUGCUGAGAAAAGCUAUGGUAAAUAUUGCUAAAACUGGUUUCAUCUACGAGUGGUUUGGUCACUGACAUUUAGAGCUGUUUGAUUCAUACGUAGUCAGUACUUUUGUUGAAACUUUUAUAACAAAGUGUUGAUAUUGUGUGAAAACAAAAGACAGGCUUACGAAAAUCCUAACUAAUCAUUUGCUAACUAAUAUUGUAUCGAGGUGUGAGGAGGAGGUAAGGACGGUGGCAGGUACCAAGGGAAGGUAAUAACUGGCACAGCGACACCCAGGUGUGGGGGUAAGGAGCUUUCUCCUCCCGACAUACACCACGUAUGCCUCCUUUCUUACCACGGCAUCCAAAAUCUCCAACACUUCACCUCGUCAGCUGUACAUAGAGCGAACUGGUUGUCGCUUCCCUCAAGCGAUAUAUUUUAACGCGUGUUGGGCGGUAAAAGAUGAGUAAAACGCCUAGUUGAGAGCGGCUGAAGCGGCGUACUUCAAGGCAGCAAAGCUUUCUCUCCCUUGGUGAAGUUUUCGCCACAGAUGUUGGACUUAGGGGACCGCAACACACCCUCGUCCUCCGAUACCACUAGGCUGGGAACGCUGAAGGGGUGAGCACUCGAGGCUGUCGUCGCAGAGUUCACCACCCGUGGAAACAUCUUUCUCUCUCUCUCUCUCCGGAAACGCCCUUCUUGCACGAGCAACUACCUCGACUGGCAGACAGUUGUUCCUGAGGCGCGGUAGGGAAGAGGCGCUGAGGAACACAAGAGAAAAACUUUGACUCUUGGCAGUGUAAACAAUGGGAUGAAGUGACUGAAACAAUAUAAAAACAGAUUAUUUAACCAGUUUUAGACAGUGAAGACAGUCUCAUCAGAUACUUGGUUGUUUAGACAUCAACAUCAAGUGUCGACAGUGUAGAGCCGGGUCAACAAUCACCAGGAUUUUUUUUUAUUUAAGUGGCGCCUGGCCUUUAGGGAGCAGCAGACCUUCCAAAGUGUGUCGCUCGGUGUGUGUGUGAGUUUGUGUACAAGUCCUGACACUACGACGCUGAAGAAUGUUGUGUACCGCGAGAGAAGGUAGAGUGGGGUGAGCCUCGUGUUGUAGGGGACAUCUUGGUGAGAAAGGGACUGGCAUCACAACAUCAACAUGACGUCCAUUAUGAAGAUCUACAGUAAAGCCACCAGAAGGGGUUCAGAUCCGCGACUACAGACAUGCCGCGGGAAGCUUCAGAACCGCCGCUCGAAGCUCAACCAAGAAAUCAACAAAGAGCUCAUGCUAAGGACGGGAGCUGAGAAUCUUUACAAUGCCACUCACAACAAGAGGAUGAAGGAGCAGGUGUCAUUGGAGCUGCAGUUUGUCAACAGCAACUUGCAGCUGCUCAAGGAACAGCUGACAGAACUCAACAGCUCUGUCGAGAUCUACCAGGGCUCAGGGUCAAAACGCAGCAUCCCGAUGAUCCCUCUGGGGCUCAAGGAGACUAAAGAGAUCAACUUCAGAGAACCAUUUAAGGACUUCAUCUUGGAACAUUACAGUGAGGAACCAGACAAGUAUGAUGAAGCCAUCACAGAAUUUAUGGACCUAAGAGGGGCCAUGCGGACACCAGAGCGAGAUGACUCCGGGGUUGCUCUCUUGUUUGAGUACUUCAACCAACUCUAUUUUAUUGACAGACGCUUCUUCCCUCCAGAUCGGUCGCUUGGUAUAUACUUUGAAUGGUACGACUCUCUCACGGGAACACCAAGCUGUCAGAGAACGGUUGCAUUUGAGAAGGCAUGUGUGCUGUUCAACCUUGGGGCAUUGUACACACAGCUUGGGGCACGCCAUGACAGAACCUCCUCUGCAGGACUUGAUGCAGCAGUUAACAACUUUUUGCGGGCAGCGGGGAUGUUCCGUUAUCUCCAUGACACAUUUACCAAUGCCCCAUCCAAAGACCUGAGCCCAGAAGUUCUUGAUAUGCUCAUUCACCUCAUGCUGGCUCAGGCUCGGGAGUGUCUACAUGAGAAGGCACUACUGGGCCACGCUGAAUACUUGGAAACUGUUGUAGAACUGUCUCAAGAGGCGGCACAGGUUGCUCAAGAGUACUCACAGGUGUUGAAAACAAUUUCUGGCGCAUCAGUGAAGGACUAUGUGCCCGCCUCGUGGAUCAGUAUGGUGCAUAUCAAAGUGGAAUAUUACCGAGCUCGUGCCCACUAUCACAUGGCAGAGUCCUUGCUAACCCUUCCUGUUGGUGUGAAAGAUGAGGAGCAACUUAGCCUUAGGGUCCAGGAUGCUCUACAGUUUGUUCAUCUGCCUCCUGUUAACACCACCACUCUAGAAAUUUCAGUCCCUACAACUCCUCAAGAACGUACCCUUCUCGGUCUGGCUCAUUGUCGUGAGUCGGUGUUAGUUCACGAGGAGGCAAUGCGACAGCAACGAAUGUGUCGGGAGCUCAAGAAAAAGUCUGCUCUGACAGAAGUGUUGAGCUUUGGUCAUGAGGCUGCCGUUCAUCUUCUUGAUCUUUAUGAAGAAGAAGAAGACUUACUAAAUGUUUUGGACCCGCCUCCCAUCGCACCGGCAACAAAGGUUCAGCUUUCCCUAACUGCUCCGGACUUCUCACAACAUCGUGUAGAGGACGUGUUUAAGCUGUUGGGGCCAGUUGCUGUGUUCUCUGCCAAGCACCAAUGGUCAGCACCACGGCCCUUAUCAAUAACACGAACGCCGACUCAAGGUUUUGGCUUCUCAGUGAGAGGAGAUGCACCUGUGGUCAUAGCUGGUGUGGACAGAGGCAGCCUAGCAGAGAGAGCUGGCAUGAAUGAGGGUGACUUGGUGGUGUGUAUUGGGACACGAGAUGUGAAGUGGAUGCCACAUGAUGAGGUAGUGUGCCUCAUACGAGAUGCUGGCAACACGCUCAACCUGACACUAGUCACACCUUGUGACAAAACCUAUUAUAAAUUACCAAAAAGCAAGAGUCUAAAGGACAUAUCACCACACUCCACCACAAGCAGUAGUAGUGGAGUUAGCAGCAAUAGCAGCACCAGUAGCAACAGCAGCCAUUUUGGUUCAGUUAAUAGUUCCACACUAUCAACCAAAGACAAGGAUAAACGGAAUAGCUGGAAUCCCUUCAAGCGAUCAACAUCAAGAGACAAACUGAAGUCUGACACACUUAUUGACUGUAAUGUUAUUUUACGGUAGUUAGAUUCACUGUAAAGUUCCCUAUAUUGUUUGAUUACUGUAUUAACACUCUGGAUUACCAGCCAUCAACCACCCACACACUGCUGGACUCUACCCCUGACAGCAUGGGUUUGAGUAUGGGUUCUGUGACCCAUAGAAAAUAUUUAUACCUAUGACCAGUCAUAGCCAGACACUUUUGUGCCCUGGGCAAGUUUCACAACUGGCUCCAGGAAUCUCCAUUGCUCAAAUAGAAACAUGAAGUAAACUAGCAUACUCUGUUUUGGAAAAUAACAUCAGCUUUUUCUCGACUUAUCGGGUGGAGAGGAAAAACUCAAUGAGCGAAAAACAACAGAUUUGGGAGGAAAUGGAAAGAGUUGCUCCAUGGGAGGAUCAUUUGAGGGUGAAGAGAUGGGAAGAGGGCUGGGGGAGGGGAUAGGUGGCAGGAAGUAAAGAAAUGGGAAAAUGAAAGAAGACGGGAGGAAUAAAAAAAAAAAUAGAAUUAGUGCAGCUUAACUUAUUCCAUUAUUUUUUUGGUAUCUUACCAUUUUUUCAAACAAUGAUCAUUUUUGAUAAGAUAUGAAUAAUAAACACAACUCAUUUUACUUAAACACACAUGUUCUUUGUGUUCACUUUCAGUUAAAUUUUCAAAUGCAAGUUGUCAAAACAAAUGUGGCAAUGUUUAGCCGAAGCGGUUUUAUUCUUAUUAAAUUUAUAUUUUUAUGAUUAUUGAUCACUUCACUGGCAGUAGUUUGUUAUACAGUGGUCCCUCGGUUAAUGAACACAAUUCGUUCCACAGAGUCGUUCGUUAACCGAAUCCAUUGUUUCAAUGGGAUAUUGGGUAAUUGGCUCCAGCUCACAAAAG
Molecule: messenger RNA, 4087 nt
Organism: Homarus americanus (American lobster)
Lineage: Eukaryota; Metazoa; Arthropoda; Malacostraca; Decapoda; Nephropidae
Gene: Rhp
Product: rhophilin-2-like
Exons: 13
Coding region: 1225-3246 (673 amino acids)
Biological process (GO): signal transduction; negative regulation of stress fiber assembly
Molecular function (GO): protein binding
Source: RefSeq, a predicted model, not a curated record